Molecule: messenger RNA, 2982 nt
Organism: Plasmodium yoelii
Lineage: Eukaryota; Apicomplexa; Aconoidasida; Haemosporida; Plasmodiidae
Product: asparagine-rich antigen, putative
Exons: 1
Coding region: 1-2982 (993 amino acids)
Biological process (GO): N-terminal peptidyl-methionine acetylation
Cellular component (GO): Golgi membrane
Molecular function (GO): protein-N-terminal amino-acid acetyltransferase activity; histone acetyltransferase activity
Source: RefSeq, a predicted model, not a curated record
AUGGAUAAAAUUAAAGAAAAUAAUAAUGAUAACUCUAAUACUUCAAAAAAUACAGAUUUUGACAUAAAAAAUGCUGAAAGCAUGAAUAUUAAAAAUAUUAAAAAUAGUUUUAUUGAUUUUCAAUAUGAUAAAGUUGUGAAUAAUAUAUUAGGGUUAUUUAAGAAACUAUCUAAGCAAAGGCUUGUGUCAACAUCCUCUGCUGUGCGUGAUGAUAUGGAUAAACAGAUUUUAAACUCACGACUAUUCUUAGAUUUAUGUGAAGAUAGAGAAAUAUUAUUAAAUAAAAUAUUAAAAAAAAUAAAUAUCCUCAACUUGGUAUAUUUUCGUUUUUUAAAAGAAACCGAUAUCGAUGAUACUUUUAAUUUGCAUAAAGAACUAUUUCCUGUAAAAUAUCAUGCAGAUUUUUAUUUUAGUAUAUGUAACUUUGACGAUAAUAAAAUAGUCGAUGAUAAUGUGAUCAAAAUUACUGAAAAAAUAUCCAAAGAAUUUGGAAACACCUUAGAUAAUAAAAAAUAUGCCAAAUAUUGUGAUAAUUAUAAAAAAACAAAGGAUUCUAUAUUACAAAAUAAAGUAAGCACAUAUGAUAAUACCACACAAAAUUCAAAUGAUGAUGAUGAUAAUGAUAAAAGUGAUAAUGAGAAAGAAGAUGAAACAGAAUUACGUGAAAAAAAAUAUAAUUCCCACAAUGAUAUAGGAAUUAUAAAAAAUUAUUCAAAUAUAAACUCUAAUGAAAAAAAAAUAAUACAUAAAAAAUGGAGAGAAGAUGAAAUUUUUUCAAUAGGAGCUUUCCUACCUUAUUCAUUUAUUGAUUAUAUUAACAAUGAUUCUAUAACAAAUUUAAUAAAAAAUAAAACUAUAGAAAAAUUAACUGAAAAAGAAAUUUUACUUGAUUAUAUUCAAUUUUUAGACAAGUGUAAUGCAUCUAAUGAAAACGAUGAUAUAAAUAUAAAGUUACCGAAAAAAAAAACAAAUCCUUUUAGUGAUAAUAAUUUGAGUGAAAGCAACAACAAUGAUAUAAAUUAUGUAAUCCCUACUUGUCAGGAAAUUAAUGAUAAUUGUAAAAAUGGAAAUAAUAAUGUUAAAAAUAAUCAUACUUUUUUAAAUUCCCAUAAAGAGCCAAGUAAGAAAGAAAAUAUUGCUAACUUUUCAACGUUAAGCGAAGAAUAUAGUAAUAUUAAGAAAAAGUCUAAUAAAUAUUUGCAAAAUGACACCAUAAAAAUUACAAAUAAUAGCGAUAUUCAAGAUAUAUAUAAUCAUUUGGGAAAAAAAAAUUUAAGAUAUGAAGAAAUCAAUGGAAUAUCACAUAAUCGUAAUGAUGAUGUAAAAUUGACUAAUGGAAAAAAAUACUUUGACAAAGAAAUGCUGAAUUCUUUUAAUUAUAAUAUGAAUAAUAUAAGUUAUAAAAGAGAGAGAAAAAAUUAUUUAAUUGGAAGCAUAUCUUGUUUAAUAAAUUAUGGAGAUUUUGAUGAUGAUAAAGAUUAUAUUAAUAUAUAUAAUCAUUUUACGAAAAAAUAUAUUAAUAAUAAAAACGAGAAAAGCUAUAUGAAGAAUAUGUGUAAAAAUUCCAUGAACUUUUUAGAAAAUUGUAUUUCAUUAGAAAAAAACAAUCUGAAUGGUAUGGAUAAAUAUAUGAAUAUGGUUAGUAAAAAAAAUGGCAAUGAUAUUGGAGAUGAAAUUAAUGAAGAGCAUAUUGACGAUGUUGUAAAUUAUAAUAAUAUGAUAAAUGAGGAUGAUAAUAAUAACCCCUUUUCUACUAAUGUAAAUGACCUAAAAAAUUCUGACGAUAAUUUAUUCACAAUAGAUGGAAAAAAAAAAUCUAAAAAAAAAAAAAAUAACAAUAAUAAUGUAUUAAAAGAAUUAACAAUUUUGAAAAUGAAAGGUUUAAAUACAAAUCCUCAAUUUGAAAAAAAAUUAUAUGAAGAAAUUUAUAUGAAUAAAAAUAUUAAUGAAAUAACAAAAAAAUACUUAACAGGAAAUAUUAAUAAUAUAUAUAUUUUAACAGUUGGAAUAAGUGAAUAUUUUAGGGGACUAAAUUUAGCUUCUUAUCUUAUUGAGUAUACCAUCUAUUAUUUUUAUUUCAUUAUAUACAGAAUAUUUUUAUAUAAUAACAAGCUAUAUUGUUAUGUAGACAAUGAUGUUUUUUAUAAUUUAUCAAAUAAUAUUAUCAAAGACGAAAAUUAUAAUGAGGGAAUAUUAUACGACAAUCCCACUGAUAGUUUGCCAUCGGUUAUAAAAAUUGAAGAGAGAAAAAAAAAAAAAAAGCAUGAUGAAAAUAAUUAUCAUGACCAAAUAUGUGAAGAAUCAUGCAAAAAUUAUAUUCACACAUCCUCAAAGAAAGAAAAAUUUGAAAAUAAAGAGCCAAAACAUAGUGGAAAAUUAAUAAAUGAAGAAAAAAGAGAAGAUCUAAACGUCAGAACGGAGGAGCAUAUUCCAUGCAAUGGCAAAGACCCAUUGUAUGAUGAUAAUAAUUUUGGUAAUAUUUGCAAUGGUACAUAUCCUAAAAAUUAUAGCCUAUGUAAUAGCAUAAUAAGAAAUCUUUAUAAAAAGAUUGUACUAAAUGAUUAUUUACAUGAUCUUUAUAACAUUAUUCAUGAUAAAAAUUUUAAAAUUAUGAAAUAUAAAGAAAAUGAAAAUAUACCAUUUACUACCAAUGUUUGUAAACAAUCCCAAAAAGAAGACAAUAUUGUAGCGUGUUCUAAUAUAACUGACGAAGUUUUCGAUAUAUUUUUUAAUGAAUUAUCUGCUUAUAAUUUAAAAAAAAAUAAAAAAAUUUUAAUAAAACGUUAUAAUACUACAAAUAUACACGAUGAUGACGAAAAUAAACCAAUGCCUUUAUAUAUUUACUUACAUGUUAUAGAUUAUAAUAAAGCCGCUAUUAAUUUAUAUAACAAGCUCAAAUUUGAUUAUAUUGAUAAAUAUGAUAAUUUUUAUGUUAUAAAUAAAAUUAAUUUUUCCUCGUAUUUGUAUUCUUAUUUUUUUUAA